Toxotes jaculatrix (banded archerfish) is the source of this 573-nucleotide messenger RNA. It is a transcript of the gene coxfa4a, whose product is annotated as NDUFA4 mitochondrial complex associated a. Lineage: Eukaryota; Metazoa; Chordata; Actinopteri; Toxotidae. The transcript has 4 exons. The coding region runs from base 117 to 365 and encodes 82 amino acids. The record is from RefSeq and is a predicted model, not a curated record.
GUGUUUCCUCGGCCUUUCUUCCGCCCCGAUUAAAUUGCGCACCGUUUUGGCAAGACUCGUCGUAAUCCGUUUAUUUCUGUACAAACUGCGCUAAAGCAGCCUUCUCAAAAGUCGCAAUGCUCGCCACAGUCCGCAAACAGCUUAGGAGCCACCCAGCUCUCAUCCCCCUCUUCAUCUUCAUCGGUGGAGGGGUAACCAUGUCCAUGAUGUACCUCGCUCGUCUGGCCUUGAAAAACCCAGAUGUCUGCUGGGAUCGCAAGAACAACCCAGAGCCCUGGAACAAGCUGGGCCCAAAUUAUCAGUACAAGUUUUUCACGGUCAACAUGGACUACAGCAAGCUGAAGAAGGAUCGCCCCGAUUUCUAAAGAUCACAUCUGCUGGACCAAAAGCACAAAGAUGAGCUGAUCCGCACAGCCCCGUGUGAACUUAUGGGAUGCAGAGGCUAAACCCGCACAAUGAUUCAUAUUUAAGUUCCUCAUUGCGUCCCAUUGGCUUUUUUUGAAAUCUCGUCUGAUUUUUCUCAUUUUCAGUGGCUCUCAAUAAAGUAAAGGAGUCUUUUCUCCUCCAUACAGA